UGCUCUGUAUGCUGUUCUGCCUUGGUACGGCCGCCGUUGAUCGGAGCAGCAGCAACUGCCGCCGCAGUUGAUGUGGUUGGGCCGGGGCUGAGGAGGUCGCCAAGAUGCCGCAGUCCAAGUCCCGGAAGAUCGCGAUCCUGGGCUACCGGUCUGUGGGGAAAUCCUCAUUGACAAUUCAGUUUGUUGAAGGCCAAUUUGUUGACUCCUACGAUCCAACCAUAGAAAACACUUUCACAAAGUUGAUCACAGUAAAUGGACAAGAAUAUCAUCUUCAGCUUGUAGACACAGCUGGGCAAGAUGAAUACUCCAUUUUUCCUCAGACAUAUUCCAUAGAUAUUAAUGGCUACAUUCUUGUGUAUUCUGUUACAUCAAUCAAAAGUUUUGAAGUGAUUAAAGUUAUCCAUGGCAAAUUGUUGGAUAUGGUGGGGAAAGUGCAAAUACCUAUUAUGUUGGUUGGCAAUAAGAAAGACCUGCAUAUGGAAAGGGUGAUCAGUUACGAAGAAGGGAAAGCUUUGGCAGAAUCUUGGAACGCGGCCUUUUUGGAAUCUUCUGCUAAAGAAAAUCAGACUGCUGUCGAUGUUUUUAGAAGGAUAAUUUUGGAGGCAGAAAAGAUCGAUGGGGCAGCUUCACAAGGCAAGUCUUCUUGCUCAGUGAUGUGAGCACAACCAGGCGGUCUGAGGACACUGGGACAUAUUCUGCCUGAGGAAGCGGUCCCCGCACCUCUCGGAGAAAACUCUGCUUCUUCUCUUCUGUUAACCUGAGAGACGUCAUUUGGGUUAGAGCCCCUCCCCUUUCAGAUUAUGUUCAACUCUGACUCUGUCCAAAUGAGUUCACUUCCAUUUUCAAAUUUUAAGCAAUCAUAUUUUCAAUUUAUAUAUUGUAUUUCUUAAUAAUAUUAUGACCAAGAAUUUUAUCGGCAUUAAUUUUUCAGUGUAGUUUGUUGUUUAAAAUAAUGUAAUCAUCAAAAUGAUACAUAUUGUUACACUACUAUUAACUAGGCUUCAAUAUAUCAGUGUUUAUUUCAUCGUGUUAAAUGUAUACUUGUAAAUAAAAUAGCUGCAAACCUUAACUCUUUGUGCUUGGCCUGGUGCUCUGGAGCCUUCCCAUGGCCCCAAGGAGCGCAGAUGACGGAGCUGAGUGGCCUUGGCCUAUGAGGGUAGUGACUGCUUACCUUGCAGGGCAGGACCCUAAGCCGUGACUGGAACACUUGGUGGUGGAGCAUUCGAGUUCCCCUUUUGUGUCUCUGAUGCUGGUUGAAGAAAAGGAGCUGUUAUAAAACACAUUUUGUCCAUCUCAGCUUGAUGUCCACGUGAGGAUAGAAUUUAGAAAGUGAUUUGCUUGCUGGUCAUGGUGGCGCACACCUGUAGUCCCAACACGUGAGAGGCU
This is a messenger RNA of Fukomys damarensis (Damara mole-rat), 1386 nucleotides long. It is a transcript of the gene Rheb, whose product is annotated as Ras homolog, mTORC1 binding. Gene Ontology annotation, molecular function: GTP binding; GDP binding; GTPase activity. Gene Ontology annotation, cellular component: plasma membrane. Gene Ontology annotation, biological process: small GTPase-mediated signal transduction. Lineage: Eukaryota; Metazoa; Chordata; Mammalia; Rodentia; Bathyergidae. The transcript has 8 exons. The record is from RefSeq and is a predicted model, not a curated record. The coding region runs from base 105 to 659 and encodes 184 amino acids.